AAAGAGCGCGCGGCUCCAGUCCAACGGCAGCGGCCGGGGAGACGGGAGGGGACAGAACCCCAGGGACGAGUCACCGGAAUUAACUUCUGGUUAAAGUUAUGGGAAGCGCGGCCAUGGACACCAAGAAGAAGAAAGAGGCUUCCAGCCCCGGCGGGAGCGGCGGCAAGAAAAAUCCCAGCCAGAAGCGGCGUUCGCUGCGAGUGCACAUUCCGGACCUGAGCUCCUUUGCCAUGCCGCUCCUGGAUGGAGACCUGGAGAGUUCCGAAAAGCAUUCGUCCCGGAAGGUGGACAGCCCCUUCAGCUCGGGCAGCCCCUCCAGAGGGCUCUUCUCCAGAGGACCCCAGCCCCGGCCCUCCAGCCCUGUGUCGGCUCCCGUGAGACCCAAGACCAGCCCUGGCUCUCCCAAGACCGUGUUCCCGUUCUCCUACCAGGAGUCCCCGCCCCGCUCUCCCCGGCGCAUGAGCUUCAGCGGCAUCUUCCGCUCCUCGUCCAAAGAGUCUUCACCCAGCUCCAACCCGUCUACCUCGCCCGGGGGCAUCAGGUUUUUCUCCCGCUCCAGAAAAACCUCCAGUGUCUCCUCUUCUCCAUCGACACCCACCCAAGUGACCAAGCAGCACACAUUUCCCCUCGAGUCCUACAAGCAAGAGCCAGAGCGCUUGGAAAACCGCAUCUAUGCCUCCUCUUCUCCCCCGGACACCGGCCAGCGGUUCUGCCUGGCCUUCCAGAGUCCCUCCAGGCCCCCGCUGGCCUCGCCCACACACCACGCUCCCUCCAGAACCGUAAGUCUGGGCUCUUCUCCGGAGGGAGGGCUGGGCCCCGGCGACUCUGGCAUGCUGGAGCAGACACAGUUUGCCGACAGGGCUGUAGAAGAUUCAGAAAGUGGCGUUUACAUGCGAUUCAUGAGGUCACACAAGUGUUAUGACAUCGUUCCAACCAGUUCAAAGCUUGUUGUCUUCGAUACUACAUUACAAGUCAAGAAGGCCUUCUUUGCCUUGGUGGCCAACGGUGUCCGGGCAGCGCCACUGUGGGAGAGUAAAAAGCAGAGUUUUGUAGGAAUGUUAACAAUCACAGAUUUCAUAAAUAUACUGCAUAGAUAUUAUAAGUCACCUAUGGUACAAAUUUAUGAAUUAGAGGAACAUAAGAUUGAAACAUGGAGGGAGCUUUAUUUACAAGAAACAUUUAAGCCUUUAGUGAAUAUAUCUCCAGAUGCAAGCCUCUUCGAUGCUGUGUACUCGUUGAUCAAAAAUAAAAUCCACAGAUUGCCAGUUAUUGACCCUAUCAGUGGGAAUGCACUUUAUAUACUUACUCACAAAAGAAUCCUCAAGUUCCUCCAGCUUUUUAUGUCUGACAUGCCAAAGCCCGCCUUCAUGAGGCAGAACCUGGACGAGCUGGGAAUAGGAACGUACCACAGCAUCGCCUUCAUCCACCCAGACACCCCCAUCAUCAGAGCCUUGAGCAUAUUUGUGGAGAGACGAGUGUCGGCUUUGCCCGUGGUGGACGAGUCAGGAAAAGUCGUCGAUAUUUAUUCCAAAUUUGAUGUAAUUAAUCUUGCUGCUGAGAAGACCUACAAUAAUCUGGAUAUCACGGUGACCCAGGCCCUGCAGCACCGAUCACAGUAUUUUGAAGGCGUUGUGAAGUGCAGUAAGCUGGAAACACUGGAGACCAUCGUGGACAGGAUAGUGAGAGCCGAGGUCCACCGGCUGGUGGUAGUAAACGAAGCAGACAGCAUUGUGGGUAUUAUCUCCCUGUCAGACAUUCUGCAAGCCCUGAUACUCACACCAGCAGGUGCCAAACAAAAGGAGGCAGAAACAGAAUGACGGCGGAGAAUGUAGACCUCCUCGUAGGAGAACUUGAACAAAGUUUCUGGGUCACGAUUUGCCUCAUGAACACUGGCUGCAAGUGGGAGAGAGUAAAAUGGCGAAGAAUGUAUAUCAGGGUUUAGUAAUGGGUGUUUUUCCAGUGUUGUAAGCAUAAAAAAAGAGAGAUUUUAUGUGCUUGAAGAUUCAGCCUUGCGUUAAAGACUGUUUUCAGACCUUCAUCUGAAGGAUUUUAAAUGCUGUAUGUCAUUAAAGUGCACUGUGUCCUGAAAUGUUUAUUAUUUUUCAUUUCCAAGAAUUCACUGGUAUGGAACAGGUGAUGUGACAUAAGGUGAGUGUACAGCAUGUUUAGAUCACAGUGCCUUAUGUCCGAAUACAGCAAUAUGUCAUCGCUGCUGCCCGCCCCGCCCGAGAGUGCGCAUGAAGUGACACCGAGCUUGAAUGUGGAAGUCUUUGAACCUUUUACCAAAUCAGUUAUUUUCAUUAGGUUCGUCAAAAAGUUGUAAUUUGAAUAUAAAUAAUUUCUUUACAACUUCAAUGACACUUCUGUAAGUGUCUGAGCUAACAUGUCAACGGGCUGCUUUACGACAGCUUUAUUUAUUUUUACUUUCAUGCAGUUUUUUUACACAUCCCUUGGUGGGUAAACUUCACCAUGUCCUUUAAUAAACUCUUGGUUAUUUCAAAAUGGCAAAUUUCUCAUUAUUUAAUUUUGGAUCUGGAAAGGAUAGGACUUCUAAAAUAGCCACUGUUGGGAUUUAAAGACAUGGAAACAGGCCGUGGCUGGGAGGAAACAAAGUGCCGGGAAGAUGUCUAUUUUUUUCUUGUGUAUUGAACUGUAAAAUCAUGAUGUUUGUGUGACUGUUGAUGAGACUGUAAAUCUGACUGUGGCACAGCAGUGCUAUUAUAGAGUUGAAGCAAAACAACAUUGCCUGAUGUAAGUGCUCUGAACAUGUUGACGCUGUAUAUAUAUGAGGAGAGGUUGAGGUUUUGUUUUUUGGGUUUUGUUUUGUUUUUUCAAAUUGAAAAAAUAAAUCCUACUAUCUACCA
Molecule: messenger RNA, 2864 nt
Organism: Marmota flaviventris (yellow-bellied marmot)
Lineage: Eukaryota; Metazoa; Chordata; Mammalia; Rodentia; Sciuridae
Source: RefSeq, a predicted model, not a curated record